Osmerus eperlanus (European smelt) is the source of this 2345-nucleotide messenger RNA. RefSeq names its product alkaline ceramidase 1 (gene acer1). Bases 470 to 1297 code for a protein of 275 amino acids. The record is from RefSeq and is a predicted model, not a curated record. Gene Ontology annotation, biological process: ceramide catabolic process; sphingosine biosynthetic process. Gene Ontology annotation, cellular component: membrane; endoplasmic reticulum. The transcript is spliced from 7 exons. Lineage: Eukaryota; Metazoa; Chordata; Actinopteri; Osmeriformes; Osmeridae.
CCAUCAGACAUCGAGCUAGGGGACCCAUUAAAGAGCCGUUUAAACGUAGAAACCGACAUUAGCCUAAUGCGAAAGAUCGUUGUCAGUUCAUUCUAUUAUUAGAUUAUUGCUUCAAUGAACCGAAAACGGUGGUUAACUAUAGAAUCGGUGUUUCAAAAGAUGUGUGUUACGGCAGGCCUAUUGUUUCUCACCAAAGACAGUAGGCUACUGUUACGAUCAGCAAGAGGUUGCUUGGGCGCAUCAUCCAUUCUCCUGUCAACGCGCAAAGCUUCUGCACAGACAAGUCAAACUGACAACUGGACCAGUAACGUGACUGUUCAUUCAGCUUCACACAUCAGUAUUACUUGCCAUGCUGGGUUGUGAUGUCACAGCCUGGACCAGUGCAACAGGAUCGGGGGCAUUUCUAUCUUACUUAAAUCCACCUGCCACUCGGGAACUGGGAGUUUGAAGGAGAGCGGUUGAUAUCAGCAUGGGAGCGUUCUACUCCGCUGAGAAGAUGGCAGGUGUCUUUUCAUAUGAGAGUUCAGAUCUGGAUUGGUGUGAAGAUAACUACAAACAUUCCGAACACAUUGUCGAAUACUUUAACACGACGAGCAGUUUCAUUUUCUUCAUCAUAUCUCCGAUCAUGCUGUACCUCCUGCACCCCUACGCCAAGGAGAGGAACCUGGCCAUCCAUCUGGUCUGGACCAUGAUGAUCUUUGUGGGCCUGUUCUCCAUGUACUUCCACAUGACCCUGAGUUUCAUGGGUCAGAUGCUGGAUGAGCUAUCGAUCCUGUGGGUGCUGGCCCUGGGCUAUGCCCUCUGGUUCCCAAGGCAACAUUUCCCCUCCUUUGUGAAGGACAGGGCCAGCUUCUCCAAGAUGAUCCUGGCGAUCACCGUGGUGACCACGCUGUCGUGCUUUGUGAAGCCCACCGCCAAUGCCUACGCCCUCAACUGCUUCGCCGUUCACGUCCUCUUCUGUCUGGGCGUGGAGAUGAGAAGCUGUGCAGACCCCAAGGUCCUCCAGCUGGCUCGCUCCUCCGUGGGGCUGUGGGUGCUGGCCAUCUCCUGCUGGAUAAGUGACCGCUUCGGAUGCAGUUUCUGGCAGAAGCUUGACUUCUGCUACCUGCAUGGGAUCUGGCACAUACUGAUUGUGGUGGCUGUGGCCUAUGCCAGCACUCUGGUGGCCUACCUGGAUGCCACCUACGAGAUUCCCUACUCUCUGCCAGGACUCCAGUACUGGCCUUGCAACAAAUGGGCAGUGGGCUUGCCUUACAUCGUCCUGAGAGGUAGUGCCAAGACACACAAACGCUGCUAGAGAUCCUCCACGGCACAGACCUCAUCCUCUCCAAGACAAGAGACUUGCCGAGGGCUUUGGUGAUGAUUGUGUGAUGCAGUUUCAUGCAUACCGGUUUGAAAAAAACAAAACAAUGUUUGUCUGUUAGUUUGUUAUGUGAUAAAAACACUUGAAUCGAUGCCCGUUCAAAUAAUUGGCAUGUGUGGUAAGAUUUCACUAACUGCAUUCUUUAUGAAAGACAUUAAUGCAAGAAAAGGUGAAAUGUUAAAGUAUAUUUGUAUGAAUUGUAUAUAAAAUAUGCAGUUUUUGCUAUUGUCUUACACUGUGCAUGCACAAAUGCAUAGUCUGUACAUAAUGGUCUUAGUUCCAUGUUGUUAUGUAUGUUUUUGCAUGACAUCAUGUUGGACUGAAGGGAGAGCACAAGCACUGAGAUUAUUUUAUUUUCAGGAUGAGCCUUAGGGCUGAAUCUCAACCAAUCCAAGGGCUUUUAAUAGUUUUUAAACAGUCCACACUGUAUUCAAUCUGGAGAUAGACGGCGACACAUUUACAUUACAUUUAGUCAUUUAGCAGACACUCUUAUCCAGAGCGACUUACAGUAAGUACAGGGACAUUCCCCCCGAAGCAAGUAGGGUGAAGUGCCUUGCCCAAGGACACAACGUCAUUUGGCACCGCUGGGAAUCGAACUGGCAACCUUCAGAUUACUAGCCCGACUCCCUCACCGCUCAGCCAUCUGACUCUCCACAACGUUAUUGGUGAAUCGAAAGUGUUGACGAGCCACUCAGAUUAGUUUGACACAGUAUCUUUGUGUUAAGGUGUGCAAUUCGUUUACAGUGCAUAGAGGAAGUCACCUUUACUUGAAGUUGUUUUAAUAACCUUGUUAACAAAAUAUAUAGUGUUUGUUAUUGGUGCAGGGAUAUUAAUCCUAUUGUUGUUUUUCAGUCUCAGGUCUUUACAUGUGUACUAGGAUGUUAUAUAUUCCACUGGACAUUUGCUGGAGCUCAUUCAUGUAUUUUUGUAUGGAUUAUUGAGUAAAAUGAACUGCUGGACUAAAAUUGUCACUGAACUGAAA